GAUUACAAGGCUCACAUGGACGAGCUGGAGAUGUACAACCAAUCGGUUCAAGAAGCCAUUAUCUUUGAAAAUGAACACACCAAGUACACUAUGGAGACGAUCCGCGUUGGCUAUGAGCAGCUGGUGACGACAACAAGACGUCUCAUCAAUGAGUUAAAGAACCAGAUUUUGACCAGGGAUUCCAAGGGCAUUACAGAGGAGCAGUUCGAGAUUUUCAGGCAGUCUUUCAAUAAAUUUGACAAGAACCACUCUGGCAAGCUGGAUCCCAUGGAGUUCAAGUCCUGCCUGUUGUCCCUCAGUAUGGCCCCGCCCGAUGACAAGUCGGGACGAAACCCGGAGUUUGAUCGCAUCAUGCAGAGCGUUGAUCCCAACCAUGACGGCUACGUCACGUUUGAGGCCUUCUUGUAUUACAUGUCACGUGAGGCUACCGACACGGACACAUCAGAGCAGGUCAAGGGGUCAUUCAAAGUGCUCGCUGGCAAUAAGAACUACAUCACGAAAGAAGACUUGAUGCGGGAGCUUCCUCCAGACCAGGCUGAGUACUGCAUUGCAAGAAUGGCACCCUACCAAGGACCCGAUGCUAUCCCUGGUGCCCUAGAUUACCUGUCCUACUUAACAGCUUUGUAUGGCGAGAGUGAUCUGUGAGCAGGAUACCAACUAUCAUGUAGUCGAGCAGUUGAUUAUUUAGAUUAGUUAAGCAUACAAAAAACACAUUAAAAACAGAGAGAUAAAAAGGUGAAUUCAUGGUGUUUUUAGUUGGUAACCAACAAACUAGUCUUGUAGCAAAAGAGUGUAUAUUGGUUUUCUUAUUCAGAAUAUAUGCAUUGAUGAUAGCACCAAGCAAAUCUGUUCUUAAAUCUAGGUGAUUGUAGGUUUAGGCUUUCGUUGAACAGUUUAAGCGAAACCAAUAAAAACUUA
Messenger RNA from Patiria miniata (bat star), 918 nucleotides. RefSeq names its product alpha-actinin-4-like. Gene Ontology annotation, molecular function: calcium ion binding. NCBI's taxonomy places the organism in Eukaryota, Metazoa, Echinodermata, Asteroidea, Valvatida, Asterinidae. The record is from RefSeq and is a predicted model, not a curated record. The coding region runs from base 16 to 645 and encodes 209 amino acids. The transcript has 4 exons.